Molecule: messenger RNA, 2587 nt
Organism: Folsomia candida
Lineage: Eukaryota; Metazoa; Arthropoda; Collembola; Entomobryomorpha; Isotomidae
Exons: 3
Coding region: 317-2356 (679 amino acids)
Source: RefSeq, a predicted model, not a curated record
AUUUCUUUCAGGCACAGCGGCAGGCGACCGUUGCACAAAGAGGAAGCCCAACAACAUUAUUAUUUUGCCUCCCUCUCUCAGAUUUUUAAUAUUUUGACCAGUGAACCCCUCGGGUUGCUAUAAAUAAUUGGAUUUUAAAUUGUCACCAAGUGUGCUGUUUACCUUUGCCAUCCUCAAUUCAUCAACUACUAUUCAUCAAUUACUAUUUUUUUAGUAAUUAGUAUUUUAUUGCAGGAGAGGAGAUUCCUGCUGUGACUUGUUGAUGUUAUUAUAACAUUGUUAUAUAAAGUCGAUUGAAUUAUUAUAGGACGGCACCAUGUCAAGCACUAACAGACGUCGGCGUUCGAUUUUGAAAUCCACGCGAAAUUCCAUCCUGAAUGUGGCUAUGGACGAUAGCGCAAAUUUGAGCGGAUGCAUCCCAUUCAACGACAGGAAACGGGUUAGCUUUGGACAUAAACAGAUUAAGGAAUUUCAACCUGUUUUCAACGCAGAAAGUCCUCCCACGAAUGUAAAUAUGAUUGGAAAUGGGGGUGGAGAAAAAAAUAUUAAUGUUACUUCACACGCUUCAGCAAAUAUGGACCUGACUUUCAAUUAUUCAGAAAAUAUGAAUACUACUUUCAAGUACCCGGCAAGGAUGGAUGUUACUUCGUACGCUUCAACAGAUAUGGACCUUACUUCAUACACUCCAGCUAACCUGGAUACUACUUCAUAUUCUCCUGCCGAUAUGGAUAUCACUUCAAACUUUCCGAAUCUUAAUUUUACGUCAUAUUCUCCAACUAAGGAGGACGCCACUUCAUAUUCUCCAGCAAAUAUGAACCUGACUCUACGCCCUUCGGCUAACAAAGACAUUACCACAUAUUCUCCAGCAAAUAUGAAUGUUACUUCAUAUUCUACGGUCAAUAAGGACGUCACAUAUUCUCCACCAAAAAUGAACCUGACUCUACGUCCUUCGGCUAACAAAGACAUUACCACCUAUUCUCCAGCAAAUAUGAAUGUUACUUCGUAUUCUACAGUCAAUAAGGACGUCACAUAUUCUCCACCAAAAAUGAACCUGACUCUACGUUCUUCGGCUAACAAAGACAUUACCACAUAUUCUCCAGCAAUUAUGAAUGUUACUCCAUAUUCUCCAGCUGUUAUGUCGUCUCCAGCCUUUCAAACGCGAUCCAGGGCAAAGUUGCAAUCUGCACUCCCUAUCACGGCUCUCUCUUCACCGCAAGCCAUCAACCCCGUUCAGUCCAACGUAUUUCGAAAUAAAAAAAACAACAAACAAGUUAUUAGCACUGUUUUCACCACUUUCAAGACUCCCAAACGGAAACGCAGAAAAUUAGAUUUGGUGUCUUCCCCUAGCACUGAUGCAAUUAAUACUUCAAACAAGGUAGAAAUUGCACAGAAACAGAUGCCAAAUAUCCUUAACAAUGCAACAGGUCACUUGCCUCCUCUGGUACUUCCUCAACCCUCAUUUAUCAGUAACUCUGAAAUACCACAACAAAUAAUACCAAAUUGGCCUAGAUCUAUUAUUAUAACUGCUGAAGUUGGGACACAGAUAACUCCACAAAAGAUAAUGCAAGAAGAUCAAAAAUCACAAACAAUCAGUGAUCCUGCCCAAGCUUGCUCAAUGGAUAUUCCCACAACAGUCUGUGAGAAAAUGCAAUUAGGGCAAAAAUCUUACCAACAGGCUGAACUAUGUGACGCUGAAAAUGUCCGAACCGACUUUUCAAGUUUGCGAUCAAAUGUUUCAUGGGCCACAUGCAAUUCUGACAUCACUGGUAAUUUACUGAGUGAACAAGCAAGUGAACAAGUAAAUUUUUUUACUCACCAGAAACAGCAGGACUUUGAAGAUUCUGGACUAGAAAAUGCCUUUAAAGAAGCUUUGACAAUUCCUUCAAAUCGCAACAGCUUUGUCAAAACAGAUCCACUGAAAUCCACUCAACAAACAUGCCCUAAUUUUGAUCCACCUGAAACAACCUUCAUAUGUAAAAGGAAUGACCAAUCUGAAGAAAUGCUUGCAAAUCAACAAAAUCCUUUCUUUAAUAACAAUGACUGUGACACUACUGAGUUGGAUGAAACAACAGAGACUUCACGACCACCACUACUAAAUCCGCUCAAUCUUAGCCAAGAAUUGCUUCAGUUUGUAGAGAGAAAUUCUGCGGUUACUGGAGGCCAACGGCUUCGAACAAUUGAAAAUGUUAUGCCAGAAAUUGUAAAUAUGCCCCCUGAAAUGUAUAAUCAAUUUAAAACGCUGUAUAUUGAAAGGUUUCAACAUUUGUACUGGGAAGCUAUUGAAACGCAUCGUCGAAUGGUAAUCCAAUUUGGAUCGAGUAUGUUGCCUUCGUCUAGAAGGAAUAUAAAAGAUUAAUUCAAAUUCAUAAGGUAUAUAUUUUUGUGUGUCAGUGGUCUCAUCUUUUAGUAUGCUAUGAUAAUUUUAUAGAUUUACCACAGCGCUGUAUGCUGUGAAAACCCUACCAAAUGUUCAUUCUUAAUUACUACCGGUCUUAAUUACUAAUUCUGUACCAAUUGUAUACAAUUGCUUUAUAAUGUACAAGUGCAAUAAAUCUGCUUAGAAUUCUUAAGAGUUCAUAUACAUGUA